GGAAGGUAAGCACUACUUUUGAAUUGAAAGAAGUUCCUGUUGGCGCUGAUUUUUUUUAAACCAGCCAGCUGCUCCAUGGAGGAAAGCACCAGUUCCUGGUCGAAAGCACCACGGCCAUCUACCCAGCUUCCGGGUCCUAACACAGAGCAAGAAGGAGGUAUUAGGGUUAACAGAACAGAUAGAACACCAACAAAGCCUAAGCCUGUCAGAUAUGUAGAUUCAACAACUUCACUUAAAACCCCAGUCAGGGCUCCAUCUAGAACAAUGGCAAAUACGGGUACUCCUAGAUCUACAAGGAAAGCAACUAGGCCGAACUCAGAGUGCAGUUCUACUCAAUGCACGCCAACUAAAAGCGUGAGUAAGCCGCCAAAUCCGGGCUUGUAUCUAACUAGCGCCUCCAGGCUCCCGGCUAACGGGGGCGCUCGAAUGACCAGUUACAUGCCACUGUCUAAGGGGCUCGUAGUUAGCUCUAGUUCACCGAAUGUUGUUAAUACCGUUGAUGUGCCACAUUUUGAACUCAAGGAAGAUCCAUCUUUCUGGAUGGAGCACAAUGUACAGGCGUUGAUACGUGUGCGGCCUCUUAAUAGCAUGGAGAAAGGUAGUAAUGGAUAUAAUAGGUGCUUGAAGCAGGAGAGUGCACAGUGCAUUACCUGGAUUGGGCAUCCUGAAACCCGGUUUACCUUUGAUCAUGUGGCUUGUGAAUCACUAGAUCAGGAAACCCUUUUCAGGAUCGCUGGUUUGCCCAUGGUGGAAAACUGUUUGUCGGGAUAUAAUAGCUGUAUUUUUGCUUAUGGACAGACCGGAAGUGGGAAGACUUACACGAUGCUAGGUGAGAUAGAAGAGCUAGAAAUCAGGCCAAGCCCCCACCGUGGAAUGACACCACGCAUAUUUGAAUUCUUGUUUGCGAGGAUCAGACUGGAAGAGGAAAGCCGAAGGGAAGAGAGGUUGAAAUACAGCUGCAAAUGUUCUUUUCUAGAGAUAUAUAAUGAACAAGUUACAGAUCUUCUGGAUCCUUCAUCCACAAAUUUGAUGUUACGUGAAGAUACCACAAAGGGUGUAUAUGUUGAAAACCUAUCUGAAUUUGAAGUUCAAACAGUUGGAGAUAUUCUCAAGCUUUUGAGUCAGGGAUCUUCUAAUAGAAGAGUUGCUGCAACAAACAUGAACAGAGAAAGCAGCCGAUCCCACAGUGUCUUUACCUGCGUGAUUGAGAGCAGUUGGGAAAAAGAUUCCACCUCCAACUUCCGUUUUGCAAGACUCAAUCUGGUUGAUCUUGCUGGUUCUGAGAGGCAAAAGACUUCUGGUGCCGAGGGUGAACGUCUAAAAGAAGCAGCGAAUAUCAACAAAUCAUUAUCAACGUUAGGACACGUGAUAAUGGUUCUAGUUGACAUUGCACAUGGAAGACCAAGGCAUAUUCCUUACAGAGAUUCAAGAUUGACAUAUCUUCUUCAGGACUCUCUUGGGGGGAACUCAAAAACAAUGAUCAUAGCCAAUGUUAGCCCUUCCAUCUGUUGUGCUGCUGAAACACUCAACACAUUGAAGUUUGCUCAGCGGGCAAAACUCAUUCAGAACAAUGCUUUUGUGAAUGAAGACUCAUCAUCAGAUGUUGUGGCAUUGCAACACCAGAUUAGACUUUUGAAGGAGGAGCUCUCUUUGCUGAAACGUCAGAACAUUUCCCGCUCAUUGUCAUUUAAUGCAGCAGGUAAUGGACAAAGGCAGGAUGAGUCCUACAACAUUCUGACAACAUCAGCUCAGCAGUUGAAAUCACUGGAAACUACACUAGCUGGAGCUUUGAGGAGGGAACAGAUCGCUGAAUCAUCUAUCAGACACUUUGAAGCAGAAAUCGAGCAACUGACCCGCCUGGUUUCCCAGAGAGAGGAAGACACCAGGUCCACAAAGAUGAUGCUCAAAUUUAGGGAAGACAAAAUUUAUAGGAUGGAGUCUCUUCUCAAUGGAUUAAUACCAUCUGAUACAUAUCUGCUGGAAGAAAACUGUGCACUUGCUGAAGAACUCAAGUUGGUUCGGGCUAAAGUAGACAAAAAUCCUGAAGUAACUCGCUUCGCCCUUGAAAAUAUUAAGCUUUUGGAAAAACUCAGAAGAUUUCAAGAUUUUUAUGAAGAUGGGGAGAGAAAUAUGUUAUUAGCUGAAGUUUCUGAAUUGCGAGAUCAGCUACUGCUCUCUCUUGAUGGGAACUUGAAACUUCAUCAUCAUGUUGGCAUGAAUAUUCCUUCCGAGGAAUCUAUACAUGUCAGUAAAGAAGAAACGAACUCACUCCGCGUGGAGUUAAAAGAGACUCUCUCUCAGUUAGAAGAAUGCAGGUCGAAUCUGAACACAUGCUUGGAGAAAAAUGCAGAACUCAGUAGAGAAAUUGAUGACUUGCGUGCUACACUUGGGGGGAGGGGAUCUUCAGUUUUAGAUAGUGGUGCUGAAGUUAUAAAGGAAUCUAUAUCAGAAGCUCCUCUGAACAACUACCAAUCCGUGGUUAUAGCUCAGGAAGAGAAGCCAGACAUAAGCUUUGAUAAAAUGAUUCUCAGCUUGUCAGAAAAGAUCAUUGACUUGCAAUUAGAGUUGGACAUUUCAAAAGUUCUCCUUCAAGAAGAAAAGUCAUCGCAGAAUGAAGUGGAGGAAAGGGCACUGUCUUGGAAAAGUGAUCUAGAGUUAUCAAAAAAUCACAUUCUGUUAGUAAGAAAGCAAUAUAAAGAUGUCCAGGAAGAACUUGAGGAAGCAAAGUCCAUCAUUGAGGCUCUUGAGUCUCAACAAAUUGAAGCAAUUAAUGAGCUGGAGGAUCUCAGAAACAGUAACAAUUGCUAUGCAGAACUUCUGCACAAACAGGAACUUGAAAUCUCUUCUCUAAAGGAGAAGGCCUUUUCUCAAGAUCUCUCAUCCUUUAAAGUCAUAGAAAGUGAGUAUUCUCCUUUGCAAGCCAAGCUCCAAAAGAUGGAAAAUUCUCUUGAGAAGGCAAGAACACUGAACACAUGGUACCAAAGUGACAAUGCUUUACAAGCAUCAAAUGCAGAAGAAAUGGAUGAAAUACGAAGGCAAGUCGAGGGUGAAACUGCUGAAGUGAUUCUUUGCCUUCAAGAAGAACUUUCUCUUCUUCAACAAGAAGUCCAGGCUAGUCAAUUGAAGCAAAUGGAUAGUCAUGAUAGGUUGACUCAAUUACAGUUAGAAAUUAAAGAACUUGAAGGAAAAAAUGAUCUGAUCACUGAGGAUAACAGAAUAUUGAGAGGAGCUUAUGAAAAAAAAGAGAGAGAAUAUCAAAUUCUGCUUGAAGAACUGGAGCAAGUAGACAAAGAGAUGGCACAAAUUCUUGGUGGGGGACAAGCUUCCCUGGAAGAUGCAUCUGAUCAACUUGAUUUAAUAACCACUUCACUUCCACAAAAACGAGCAAGUCGGGUAUCAGAUCAUUUUGGGAGGAUGGGGAAAUACAUUUUCGAAAAGGAUUUACUUAUAGAAGAUCUAAACCGGAGUCUUCAUGAAGCUCUUGACAAAAGAAAUGAUGUUGAAUCCAUGCUGAGGUCUUUAAGAGGAGCAGUUUUGGUUAUGACUGAAGCUCACCAGCAACAGUGCAGCAUCAAGGAUGAAGAGAUCAUUCUGUUGACAUCACAACUGAACUCUAAAAUACAUGCUAUCUCAGAGAUUGAGAACAAAGUCAAACAACUGGAGGGUCAACUAAGGGGAACAUCCACUUGUGCCACGUCAGCUUUUGUGGUUGUUAACUGGUUGUCUGAAGCAAAUAUGCAAAAGGAUAAGUUCUUUGGAAAAGAAGCUGGCCAACAGGUAGAAUCUCUCAAGUUGGAAUUACAGGCAUCAGAGAAUACAUGCAUUGGACUUAGGAGGGAGCUGUUGGAAUAUAAGAGACAUGAAGAGCUCAUGGAAACCAUGGAAACACUUGAAGAAUUGAAAACUGGCGUUUCUAUUGUAAGCUCCUGCAUGCAUGAACAUGCAGAAAGGGAAGGGAGAUUUGAGAGAGACAACACUAUUGAAAUGCGGACAUUUGGCGAUGCAAAACAAUAUGCUGACUCCAGUAAGGAUGUGGAAACCGAACACAAAGAAGGCACUUCCCAAAUCCAUACAAGUUUAGCUGGCCAGAAGAACUUGAAGGGCACAAAUGGAAGAGAUGAUACUAUAGCUCUUCUCAAGCAGGAAAUUGUAUCUGCUCUUAAAAGCUUGAAAGAAGUGCAAGCUGAGAUAUCAAGACUACGUCUUGAGAAAGAAGAGGUCUGCAAGGCUGAAAAGCAGACUCGGGAUAGUAUUGAAUCUCUUUUUCAUCCAAUAGUUGCACUAGAUACCUCCAUAGGGUACUUUGAAGAAGAAGUCAAGCUUAAACUGGAAGAGUUGAGCGCAAAGCUGCAGAAAAUUGAAAAUGUGGCGGAGGAGCAAAGAACUUCAUGGUUUGAGCAAAAAGAGCUACUGGAAGUUGAGCUUGUAGAUGCAAUGGCAUUUUCUAUGCAGAAAACCACAGAAGCUUCAUGUAUUCUUGCCAAAUUUGCAGAAGUCCAAGAAACCGUGAAAGACACAAACACAACUAUGAGAGAGUUGAUGAUAUCACAUGAUGCUUUGAUGGUUGAUAGAAAAGAGCUAAAGGAAAAGGAGGCAAAAGUAAAAAAGCAUAGGGACUUUCUAGUUAAUGAAAAUCAACGCAUGCAGUUUACCAAUGAUCUAAUGGACUCGCAUAUUCGCAGGCUUGAGAAAGACUUCCAAUCUGAUUUAUCAAUGGUAACAAUGCAGGUAUUGGACUUGGAAGUUAUAUUAUCAAAUGCCAAUAGCUCUGGGAAAGAAGAGUUUACUUCAGUGGCCUCUGACUUCGUUAGCAUAAAAUCUGACCUUCAUGCUGCUACUGAAUUGAUGAGGUCAUGGAUUGAAGAUAUCUGGUAUGAGAUUAUUCUCAAGGAUUUUUCCCUGACUAUCUUUCACCUCUGCCACUCUGGGAUUCUCUUAGAAGCAAUAAACGGAUUAAAUGCAGAAAAUGCUCUAAUCCAUCAUGGCCUGCGCGAAUCAAAUUCUGCAAUAGCUGAAUUGAGAAACCACAAUUUGAAAGUUAGACAAGAGCUUCAAAUGUCAAGGACUCUCGAAGGGAAGCUUAUGGCCGAUAUCAGAGGCACUUUUGAUCUUAUUUCUAGGAAAGAACACGAAACUAGUGAGUUCACAUUAAAGCUUGCAACUUUUGAGAAGAAAAUGAUUGAUCUACAGCUUCAGGAGGAGUUAAUGCUGAGGACAUCUGAUCACUUGGGGUCAGAGUUGGCUGAAUUGGUGACAGAGAUGGAUCUUAACAACCAGAAUGUGUCCGCAUCCCUUCAGGAGGCACGAGAAGCCUCAGAAUCUGUAGAAGAUGAUUUAAUUACAAAGGAUAUUGAGGUGUUCAUCUUGUCAAUGAAGUUACAGGAAAUGGCUGCCUUCAUAUCUAAUUUUGAGAAAAUGAAUGAGAUUAAUUCUGAAGCUGCUGAGAACCUAAAGAGAGGAAUGGUUCUUCAUAACCUGGAUGCAUCAAUCAAAGAAGCAGUAUUGGCUGACAAGGAAACUGAAGUUUCUAUUUCUAGAAAGUUAGUUGAAGAAUCAGGUAAGAAACACCAGAAACUGUUGUUAGAUCUUAAUGAGAAAUCAUUAACAAUGAAGGAUAUUGCCUGCUCAAAUGAAUCAUUGAAAAGUGAACUUGUUCAAAUGGCUGGAACUAAGGUCUACUUGCAAUCACAGGUUCAGAACCUUGACUCUGAACUAGAGAAAGUAGUGGAAGAAAUGAAGAUUAAGGAUUCAGACCUUGAAAAAUCUUUAAGUCAAAUCUCUGACCUUCAUCAACAAAACCAGAUGCUGCAGAGUAAAGUUUUAUCACUCGAAGAAGCAUCACGUAGACUCCAGAAAGAGUUGAAAAUGAAAGACACUGCUGAUGGUGAUAGAUUGCUAGAUACUGUUUUUUCAUCAUUCUUAAAGAAAUUUGAUGAAUUAGCGGGAGGAUUCCAAAAAGUAUGCAGCAAUGUGGAAAACUCACCUAGGUUCGUGGAAGAGUUCGAGGUAUUAGAGAAUCUUGCAAAGGAGAUUGUUUCCCAAAACCUUUCCCUUGAUAAUGAGUUGUGCAGGAAAGAUGACAUUCUAAAGGGGUUAUUGUUUGACCUGAGCUUACUGCAGGAGUCAGUCUCUAAUACCAAGGACCAAAAGGAUGAAAUUGAAAACUUAGUUUCAUCUUUACGUGUUUUGGAAAAUGAAUUAGAGCUGAAGUCAUGUCAACUUGAUGACAUUGUUUCUAAGAGUCUCAAGCUUGAGGCUCAGUUGCAGGAGAACAAGGCCAUACUUUUAGAUUUAGAGUCAGAUGCAUUGAGAAAAUGUAAGGAUGUAGAAUUACUCUCUAGGAAAAACGAUGAACUAUUAGAUAGCAUCAAGGAUGCUGUAGAAGAAAGAGCUUCAAUGCAGGAGGAAUUGAUGGAAAAAAGCAAGUUGUGUGAAAAUCUAGAGAAUGAAUUCUCUGGAAUGGAGUCUGCUCUCCUAGAAAUGAACAAUGCAAUUGAAUCUCUACAGAGAAACUUGAAUCUGAUUACUUGUGAGAGGGAUGAACUCAGUCAAGAACUUGCUGUUUUGAAGAGGGAGCUUGAAAUGGCACGAGCGCUUGCUGAGGAAAAUGAAGUGGUUGCUGUCGAAGCUAAAGAGCUAGCAGAAACCAGAAAACUAUAUGCUGAAGAGAAAGAAGAAGAGGUCAAAUUAUUAGAACGGUCUAUUGAAGAAUUAGAGUGCACGGUAAAUGUGCUUGAAAACAAGGUUGACAUUGUCAGGGAAGAAGCUGAACGACAACACUUGCAGAGAGAAGAACUUGAAAUGGAACUGCACGCUAUCAAGCAACAGAUGCUUGGCAUUAAAAGCAGUGAUAACACUGAUGUGAAAAGGAAUUUGGUUGAGAAGGACAAGAGUCUUCUAGAAGAAACUUGUCAGCGCAUCCAAAUCCUUGAGAAAGAAAUAGCUAUGAGGGAUUUUGAAAUUUCUCAAUGCAAGGCUCAUAUAUCUGAGUUGAAUUUGCAUUCUGAGGCACAGGCCCGUGAGUACAAGGAAAAGUUCAGGACGUUGGAAGCAAUGGCUGAGAAUGUGAAGUUGGAAGUCCAUGCCACCACCCAAGGCUCCAAUUCCUCAUGCAGCAAAUUGGAGAAAAAUGGUUUGGUGAAGCCCAGAGGUUCUGGCUCUCCUUUUAAAUGCAUUGGAAUAGGAUUGGCUCAGCAAUUGAAGUCUGAGAGGGAUGAGGAACUAACAGCAGAAAGAUUUCGGAUUGAAGAGCUAGAGGCUCUAGCUGCUAGCAGGCAAAAAGAGAUAUUCGUGCUUCAUUCGAGAUUGGCUGCUACUGAAAGCAUGACCCAUGACGUGAUACGCGACCUUUUGGGACUCAAAUUAGACAUGAAUAACUGUGUGACCUUGCUGGAUAACAACCAAGUGCAAAUAUUAGCAGAGAAGGCUCAGGCUCAGAAUGUAGAUGUUCUAGCUAAGGAGCAGCAGGAAGUAUCUAAGCUGAAGCAACAGUUGAAUGAAUUUGUUGAGGAGAGGAAAAUAUGGGUUGAAGAAAUUGAGAAAAAACAAGCUCAAAUGGUGGCUACAAAGGUUGCAUUAGAGGAGUUGCAUGAGCGGGAUCAAUUGCUUACAACUGAAAAUGAAAUCAUCAAGAGGGAGAACAUUAAUCACAAGAAGAGGGUAAUAGAACUUGAAGCUGAAGUAAAGAAACUAGCUGGCCAGCAAAACCUCCAGCAGCGCAUUCAUCAUCAUGCUAAAAUCAAGGAAGAAAACACAUUGCUGAGGAGUCAGAAUGAUGAUCUUAGUUUCAAGCUGAGUAAAACAGAGGCCAUUCUUUCACGCGUUCGGGAAGAGCUUGCUCACUUCCGUGCAUCUUUUAAUGGGAGAUGCCCCCAAAUCAAUUUGGACGAGGAGCAGCAGUUGAAGACUAAAUUGAAGGAAAAAGAAGAAGAUGGAGUACAAUUGGCUGAGAAGUUACGAGGCUUGUGCUCUAGUGUGUUGAAAGCUGCUGGGAUAAAAAGAAGAGCAGUAGCAACAUCAUCUUCUGAGGAGGUUAGUCUGGUGUACAUGGCUGAAGAAGCACUUGAACAGCUUAAGAACAGAGUUGUUUCACUGGAGAAUGAAUUACGCGAUUUUAAACUCAAGAGACUGUCUGAGAUGAUGCCCCAACCCCAGCCGGUGUCUUCAGGUAGAAGAAGUUCAAUGGCAGAUGAGAAUGGUCAAAACUACCCAAAUAGAGCAAUUCUCACUGCUUUAAACAGAUGAUGAUGUCAAAGAUGGGGUUUUGUUUAUUGGAAAGAUUGGUUAGCUGUCCGCUAGCGAAAAGAAGAGAGGCCAACCGUGGAUGGUUAUUGUAAAUAUAGUUUGUUUUGUACCUGCCUACGUCCAAUGUGAGAAAACAUUAAUGAUUUAUGUCUAUAGUGUACAUCCCAUCUGUUAUACUGCAUAGGAUUUCUGGCUCUCAGAAAUACAAGAAUACAAUAUGUACAAAAACUCAUUUUUCAUAGCAAAAGAUAGUAUGUUUGUCUUGUGUAGUGUAGAUAUUGAUAACUAAAUUAGUGUUGUAUGAUAAUGGAUCAGAAUGCUAUAAUUUCUUUUUUAGCUUUUAAUUAAUUCAAACACGAUGUUCAACA
Messenger RNA from Cuscuta europaea, 8612 nucleotides. Lineage: Eukaryota; Viridiplantae; Streptophyta; Magnoliopsida; Solanales; Convolvulaceae. The record is from the annotation of a GenBank genome assembly.